Oryctolagus cuniculus (rabbit) is the source of this 3051-nucleotide messenger RNA. It is a transcript of the gene PHYHIP, whose product is annotated as phytanoyl-CoA 2-hydroxylase interacting protein. The record is from RefSeq and is a predicted model, not a curated record. Gene Ontology annotation, molecular function: protein binding. Gene Ontology annotation, cellular component: cytoplasm. NCBI's taxonomy places the organism in Eukaryota, Metazoa, Chordata, Mammalia, Lagomorpha, Leporidae.
AAGGAGGGGGUGUGUUGAAGGGACUUCUGGGGGCACCGCUUGUCCGGGAAGAAUGGGGGAGAAGUGGCAGCAGCUGCCGCGCGAUCUCCAAGGACGUCGGUGUAGCUCCCCGGGAGACCCUCUGCCCUUUCCCCUCCCACCCAGCAGGCGAGCAGGGACUAAGCUGGCUGAUUAUCACCUGACGCAGCGCAGCCGAGGAUCCCAUUGGUGGAGCCAGAUUUGACUGGCUCUCCCGUUCUCUCUCGCCCUCUCUGCCUCUCCUCCACGCCGCUUUGAUUUCGCUCUCGCCUCUCUGCCUGUGCUCGGCUGGGAUCGUCGUCUCACCGGAGGGAGGCAGGGAGGCAGCAGCGCGAGCUGCGAGCUGCGAGCCCCACCACAGCUGCCUGCCUGCGGGGCAUGGAAGCUGCCUCCUUGGCGGCAGCAGGGAGAGGAGCGAGCGGGCGUCGCUGCCCGUGACCCAGGCGUCCGCGCUGUCCCCGCACCCGGGGAGCUCAUCCACGCAGAGGUCUCGCCUCUCCCUCCCAGCCACGUCUUCGUCUGCAGAGUCCCGUGGACACUGGGGCCGAUUCAGAGGGGGAGCAUGGAGCUGCUGUCCACCCCUCACAGCAUCGAGAUCAACAACAUCACCUGUGACUCCUUCCGCAUCUCCUGGGCCAUGGGGGACAGCGACCUGGAGAGGGUCACCCACUACUUCAUCGACCUCAACAAAAAGGAGAAUAAAAACUCCAACAAGUUCAAGCACCGGGAUGUCCCCACCAAGCUUGUGGCCAAGGCGGUGCCACUGCCCAUGACAGUGAGAGGCCACUGGUUCCUGAGCCCCCGCACGGAGUACAGCGUGGCCGUGCAGACGGCGGUGAAACAGAGCGACGGCGAGUACCUGGUGUCCGGCUGGAGCGAGACGGUGGAGUUUUGCACUGGGGAUUACGCCAAGGAGCACCUGGCGCAGCUGCAGGAGAAGGCUGAGCAGAUCGCCGGCCGCAUGCUGCGCUUCUCCGUCUUCUACCGCAACCAUCACAAGGAGUACUUCCAGCACGCCAGGACCCACUGCGGGAACAUGCUGCAGCCUUACCUAAAAGACAACAGCGGCAGCCACGGCUCCCCCACGAGCGGCAUGCUGCACGGCGUGUUCUUCAGCUGCAACACCGAGUUCAACACCGGCCAGCCCCCGCAGGACUCCCCCUACGGCCGCUGGCGCUUCCAGAUCCCCGCCCAGCGUCUCUUCAACCCCAGCACCAACCUCUACUUUGCGGACUUCUACUGUAUGUACACGGCCUACCACUAUGCCAUCCUGGUGUUGGCGCCCAAGGGCUCCCUGGGCGACCGCUUCUGCCGCGACCGCCUGCCCCUCCUGGACAUUGCCUGCAACAAGUUCCUGACCUGCAGCGUUGAAGACGGGGAGCUGGUCUUCCGCCACGCCCAAGACCUCAUCCUGGAGAUAAUCUACACGGAGCCCGUCGACCUGUCCCUGGGCACCCUGGGGGAGAUCAGCGGGCACCAGCUCAUGAGCCUGUCCACAGCUGAUGCCAAGAAAGACCCCAGCUGCAAGACCUGCAACAUCAGCGUGGGCCGCUAGGGACCCCCCUCCUCGGGGCUGGGGGCUGGGGAGAGAGGGCGGGAAGGCUGGAGAUGAGUGGCAGAGCUUCAGGGAACUGGCUUUCUCUCCCCUGCCCCCCUUGGUCCACUCCCUGCACUCUACCUGUCUUGCCCCGUCUCCCACCCCCUGGCAUUGAAGGCAACAGACGGUGGUGUCCCCUUGAUGAGUGGCGCCCAGCCGAGGCCCAGCGGACUUGGGGGGCUUCUUAGCCUCUGUGGGCUGGGAUUCUGGAGCACUCUCCCUGCCUCUGGGUACCCUGUCCUGUGGUUCCCUGCGGUCUCCCAGAGGCCCUGGCUGCCUCCCUUGCUCUCCCAGGAAGCGUCUCCGGGCCAAAGGCCAUGCAAAGGGAGACACAGAUGGCCUUCCUCAGCCCCACCCCACUCAGGGCCACCCCAGAACGUCCCCUCCUGGACAGCUGGGCCGUGGGGGCUUCCCCCAGAGGGCCUAGACCCCUGCCCUCUAUAUAAAUAGUCUCCUGCUCCAGCGUCAUGCCCUGGCUGCUCCCUGCCCCCAGACCCUCUUCCUGCAUGGGGGAGCUGCGCUGCCUUCACCCCCCUGCCCACGUGGGCGCUCCUCCUGCUCUCUGGGAAGGAGCCCUCUUUGUUCGCUCGGCUUUGGGGGCUCCAGGCUGGUGGGAUUUUCCCCCUUCUCCCUGGAGCCGACACCUACUCCAGUGUACCUCUCCUGGCACAGGAAGCACUGGGUGGGGGGUCUAGAACAGCAGCCACUGGGGGGUCGAGGAGGGGGCAGGAGACCCCUGAGACCCAGAGACCCCUUCCUCAGCCAGGAGUGGGCCACCUCGUGCCCUGAUGUGGCCCACCGUGGACGUGGAGGACUGGGGGGGGGCGCUUCUGAAGAGGCCUGGCACCCCACCCGGCUGUGCACUGGACUCGCUAGCUCUGCCACGGCGCUGUGACUGUGCCCGUGUGUGAUCCGGACUGUGGAUGCCGCUCUGCGCCCCGCCCCCUCCGCCCGCCGCCACCCCUGCCGCCCUGCUGGCUGUGUGUGGGGGGUCCCUCCCUGGGGAGUCCUUGUGAAGUCCCUGCCUGCGUGUUCACCUACUGCCUACUGCUGCACCGCUUGCAAGGGCAGACUCAGCAAAGCACCGGAGAGACCCGGGAGCGGCUCAUGGAAGAGAAAGCGCUCCCCACCGGGUGACUUUCUGGGGUGGAGGGCGGAAGGGGCCAGCGAGGCUGUGCCGCGGAGGGUGGGGGGCCACGGCUCACCUCUCCUGUGGCCAGGGAGCGGUGCAGUCAGCUGUCUCCUGGGGGUGGGUCGGGAGGUCUGAAUCGUGGAGCAGGAGAGGACAGGGCCCCAGGCCCUCUUCCCGUCCCCAUGUCGCUGUGGGGUGGCCCACCGCCCUCUCUGGCCCGGCGUCCUCCUGGGGCUGGGCCCGCCCGCCUAUGCUGUGCUUGCCGUGUGCACCAAUAAAACCACCUCGGCCAGAGGGGCCCGCC